UCAAGAAGCCACUUUGUUCCCGCGCCGGGUAGCCAGGCAGGGCCGCCUCCGCCUCGUCCUCGCCGCCCUCUCCCGGCUCCGGGGCUCCGGGCCCCCGUCUCGCCGCGCCAUGAUCGCCUCCCACUUGCUGGCGUACUUCUUCACCGAGCUCAACCACAGCCAAGUGCAGCGGAUUGACAAAUACCUCUACCACAUGCGGCUUUCAGAUGAAACCCUGCAGGAGAUCUCAAAUCGGUUCCGGAAAGACAUGGAGAAGGGCCUUGGGGCGGAUACCAACCCUACAGCCUCCGUGAAAAUGCUGCCGACGUUUGUGAGGUCUACCCCAGAUGGAACAGAGGAAGGUAACUUCUUGGCCUUGGACCUCGGUGGCACAAACUUCCGGGUCCUGAGAGUCAAGGUGGCUGAUAAUGGCAGCAAGAAAGUAGAGAUGGAGAACCAGAUCUAUGCUAUCCCUGAGGAUCUUAUGCGGGGCAGCGGAGUGCAGCUCUUUGACCACAUUGCUGAAUGUUUAGCUAACUUCAUGGACCAACUGGAAAUCAAGGACCAGAAACUCCCUCUGGGCUUCACUUUCUCCUUUCCUUGCUCCCAGACCAAACUGGAUGAGGGCUGGUCCCAGGGCAGGUUUGAAAUUCAGUAUUCAAAAGUUGAAACAAAUUACAGUCCCAGGAGUUGGGUGGCGCAGAGCGUCCUCGUGACGUGGACCAAGGGAUUCAAAUCCAGUGGUGUGGAAGGCCGGGACGUUGUGGGCCUCUUACGGGAAGCCAUAAGAAGACGAGGGGACUUUGAGAUUGAUGUUGUGGCUGUGGUGAAUGACACCGUUGGGACAAUGAUGACCUGCGGCUACGACGAUCACAACUGUGAAAUCGGGCUGAUUGUUGGUACAGGUAGCAAUGCAUGCUACAUGGAGGAGAUGCACCACAUUGACCUCGUGGAGGGCGACGAGGGGCGCAUGUGCAUCAACAUGGAGUGGGGAGCUUUUGGCGACGAUGGGGCCCUGAAUGACAUCAGGACCGAGUUUGACCGGGAGAUUGACAUGGGCUCCCUGAACCCGGGAAAGCAGCUGUUUGAGAAGAUGAUCAGCGGGAUGUACAUGGGUGAACUGGUCAGGCUCAUCCUGGUGAAGAUGGCCAAGGAAGACCUCCUCUUCGAUGGGAGACUCACCUCAGACUUAUUGACGACGGGACACUUUGAGACCAGAUACGUCUCUGCAAUUGAAAAGGAGAAGGAAGGCCUCCUGAAAGCCCAGGAGAUCCUCACGAAGCUGGGCCUGGAACCCUCCCACGAAGACUGUGUCGCCACCCAGCGCAUCUGCGAGAUUGUCUCCACGCGCUCGGCCAACCUCUGUGGCGCUGCCCUGGUGGCUGUGCUCCGGCGCAUCAAGGAGAACAAGCGCGUCGAGCGCCUGCGCUCCACUGUUGGAGUGGACGGGACGGUCUACAAGAAGCAUCCUCACUUUGCUCGCCGCCUUCAGAAGAUGGUGCGCCGCUUCCUGCCCGAUUGCGACAUCCGAUUCAUCCGCUCGGAGGACGGGAGCGGGAAAGGCGCGGCCAUGGUCACCGCAGUGGCUUACCGGCUGGCAGCCCAACACAAAGCGCGCCAGAAGAUCUUGGAUCCUCUGAGACUCAGCCGGGAGCAGCUCCUGGAGAUAAAGAAGAGGAUGAAGGAAGAGAUGGAGCGGGGCCUGGGCCACGAGACGCACGAGGAGGCCACCGUGAAGAUGCUGCCCUCUUAUGUCUGCUCCAUCCCAGACGGAACAGAAAAGGGGGAGUUCCUGGCCUUGGAUCUCGGGGGCACAAACUUCCGGGUGCUGCUUGUGCGUGUGCGGAAUGGGAUGCGGCGAAGUGUGGAGAUGCACAACAAGAUCUAUUCGAUCCCUCAGGACAUCAUGCAGGGGACAGGAGAUGAGCUCUUUGAUCACAUUGUCCACUGCAUUGCUGACUUCUUGGAGUACAUGGGGAUGAAAGGCGUGUCGCUGCCUCUCGGAUUCACCUUCUCUUUCCCUUGUCACCAGAACAGCCUGGAUGAGGCAAUUCUCCUGAAAUGGACCAAAGGUUUCAAUGCUUCUGGUUGUGAAGGGGAAGAUGUGGUUAGCCUUCUGAAGGAGGCCAUUCACCGGAGAGAGGAGUUUGACCUGGAUGUGGUGGCCGUGGUGAAUGACACAGUGGGCACCAUGAUGGCCUGUGCGUACGAAGACCCCUUUUGUGAAGUUGGGCUCAUUGUUGGCACAGGCAGCAACGCCUGCUACAUGGAAGAGAUGAAGAACGUGGAGCUGGUGGACGGGGACGAGGGCCGGAUGUGCAUUAACAUGGAGUGGGGGGCCUUUGGCGACAGUGGCUGCUUGGAUGACUUCCGUACGGAGUUUGACGCCGCCGUGGAUGAAAACUCUCUCAAUCCUGGGAAGCAAAGGUUCGAGAAAAUGAUCAGCGGGAUGUACUUGGGUGAAAUUGUCCGAAACAUCCUGAUCGAUUUCACCAAGCGGGGCCUGUUGUUUCGUGGGCGGAUCUCCGAGCGGCUGAAGACCAGGGGAAUCUUUGAGACCAAGUUCUUGUCUCAGAUUGAGAGCGACCGCCUCGCCCUCCUCCAGGUCCGCUCCAUCCUCCAGCAUCUUGGACUAGAGAGCACCUGUGAUGACAGCAUCAUUGUGAAAGAAGUGUGCACAGUGAUUGCCCGGCGUGCCGCCCAGCUGUGUGGGGCAGGGAUGGCUGCGGUGGUGGACAAGAUCCGAGAGAACCGUGGGCUAGACUCCCUGAAAAUCACUGUUGGCGUGGAUGGGACCCUGUACAAGCUCCAUCCUCACUUCUCUACCGUCAUGCGCGAAACCGUGAAGCAGCUCUCUCCUAAGUGCGAGGUGACCUUCCUCCAGUCGGAAGAUGGCAGCGGCAAGGGCGCAGCACUCAUCACUGCUGUGGCGUGCAGGAUCCGGGAGGCGGGCCAGCACUAGGCCCCCAGGUCAGGAGAGCUGGGCCCAGCGGAUCCCCAGCUGCGCCUGCCCCUCACUCCGCUCGAGCCCUUGAUCGCCGCUGGCCGGAUCCUCGCUUUACUUCUUCUCCAAAGAUGCCACUCCUGUGACCCAAGGCCCUACACUCCCCAUGCAAAAAGUGUCCCCUUUGCCCCUCUGCAUGCCAUACGAGCACAUAUCGAGUCAAGCAUCCCGUGGUGUCUGCGUGUCUCCCUCACACCACUGCUGGUUCAAACCCAAAACCUCUCUCUUAUCUUGCGUACACAGUGUUGGUGUUAGAUCUCACCUGUUCACCUCCCCACAACCUGUGUCUUCCGUAAAAAAAGGUGGGCAAUCGGGACACCCACGUUGCCACUUUGCAACCUGUGGUCUCUGUCUGUGUCUGUUUCCAAACUGCAGGAUCAGUCCUAGCAGAAGAAUACAAAAGAAGGGUAAACCUGGCUUGAAUAUUGGGCUUGAAGGAUCAAGGUGUUGCUGUUUCCAUGAAAGCCACGGCAUCUCAUUGUUAUUUGUAGUGAUGUUAUUUUUAAAAGCACAGGGUAUACCCAUUUCAAGAGUAGAAUGUCCGUGGAAGGGUGCUGAGUCCGGGGAACGUGGGAGCAUUCUGCUGUCAAAAACGCCUGCUUGCAUUGCAUUUCAAGGUGAAGACGCAAGCAUGUGCCUGGGAAUGUUUCAGGGCUCCUGGGAUGGUCCUGUCUUCCAGCCUGCUCUUCCUCCAUUAGCACUGCAGCUUGGUGGAUAGCGUGUGUGGAGGGGCUUGCCUGCACAUCUGGGGGUUUGGUGACUGGGAUUGCAUUGUCCCUGCUUUCUGCUGCUACUCCUGUAAAUAGAGCAGUCGCCAAACAGAAGCUUGUUUACCCCCCUCCCUCAAAAGUUUUGCAUUGCACUAUCUUUUUACCUGGGUUGGGGAAUAACUUAUUAUAUUUUGUCUGUGAAAAUAGCACCUUCACCUUACCUCACAACUGGCUCGACACUUUGGAACAAAUGUCUUGCGAGCUGUACCUCUCUUUCUGUAUAUAGUUGGGGGCUGGGGGGGGGUUCUUGCGUGAAUAAUAGUGUUGGCAGGAGUGCAGGGCUGAAGAGCAUUUCGGGGGUUCUGGCAAGCAAAAACGUUUCCGAGGGUGGGGUUGGUGGGUGGAGGGGUGGACAGGAGCAGUGGAUCAAGACAGGGAGGAAAAAAGGAGGCUUGAGACAGUUCAGGGCUGAUCAGAGGAAUAGGAAAAUGUGAAGCCUAUCCGUUAGCAGAAGGCGAAAACUGGCCACGUUCUUAUCACCACUACUGGAACUUCAAUCUCUCUCUUUCUCUUUUGGGCUCAGUCCUGCAAACACGUUUUCUGGGGCCUCUGUUCCUUUCAGAGGCGCAUGGGUUUGUUGCAAUGAAUCGAGGCUGUGUAGCUGUGGUGCAAACUUGGGCUGUCUCUUUCACCUGCUACUCGGUUAGCGUUGUUGGAGCAGGAUAAGGGCUUAACCUGUUUGGGAAUGGCAAUGUUCUGCAUCUCUUAAGCAUGCCAUAAAUCCACUAGUGGCCAAGUUUAGCCCUGAGGCCACGAGAGAUACAGUGGGAAAUGAAUGGUUGAAUGUAGAAUGUGCUCCAAACUUCUCUUUUUUGGAUUCUCAUUUUAACUGGCAAAAGCCAUCACUGAGCCCUUCUUAUUGACUUCCAGUUGCUCACCAGUUUGGUUGUUACUGAAAGGAGGAAAUAGAUGGUUUGCUAGUGGGAAAUUGCUACUCUGGGAGAAACCUCCAAGCAGUGUGUUUGUACUACAAUAAAGAAAAGAAUAUUUUUGGUAUCUAUUUAAUGCAAGACGAUGCCUGCCUGCGAUGUACACAAGAAAUCCUUGGUGAGGCUGUGAGUUUGAAGAUAGAUUUCCCCCCUCUAUUUUUUUUAUCUUUAUAUCUGUAUCUAUAUAUUUAUAUGGUUUGGAAUAACUAGUACCAAAAGAGCAUCUCCACUGGUGAGAUCCUGAGACAGAUGAAAAGCACAUUACUUUCUCCUCUUUUUUUUAAAUGUUAAAUGUUUGCAUAUUUUAUAAAAGUUUCAAAGUUGCAAUGAAGAUGAAAAUUCUGAAAAAUAACCUCUGGGUAGAAAUGGCAGGCUGGGAAUCUGAGGAAUGUCCCAACAUCAAGAUAAAUCAAGAGUAUUUUUGUAAUAAAAGAAAAAGAAUUGACCAAUGCAAUACCAAACAGCUUUACGUAACAGUUUUACUGGAAAUAGUUAUCCCAUCCUGCUGAAAGAAUUGAAACGCAAGUCUUUGAUCUAUUGUACAAUGGAGAAAUUGAUCAUAAUGUAUAUUUUUUUAACUUGAAUGUUACGUGGUUGCUGGAUUGUACCUCCUCUGGGGAAAAAAAUGUAUUUCACUAGUAGUGAACUUUCUUUGGUGAACAGCAGAUUUUUAUUUGAUGGUGAUUGUUUUAUGAAAAGGGAAAGCAGUAGCAAUAAAAUUAUGUUUUGUGUGACAA
This is a messenger RNA of Podarcis muralis (Common wall lizard), 5419 nucleotides long. It is a transcript of the gene HK2, whose product is annotated as hexokinase 2. Gene Ontology annotation, cellular component: cytosol; mitochondrion. Gene Ontology annotation, biological process: carbohydrate phosphorylation; glycolytic process; glucose metabolic process. NCBI's taxonomy places the organism in Eukaryota, Metazoa, Chordata, Lepidosauria, Squamata, Lacertidae. The record is from RefSeq and is a predicted model, not a curated record. Gene Ontology annotation, molecular function: glucokinase activity; ATP binding; D-glucose binding.